AUGCGAUGGCUACAUAUACCAAGCGCCUUUCUGACUGCUGUGGCACUGAAUGUCGUCAAGAGAGUUGUGCCGACUUCCUCACGAGAGCUCGCGCAAAGUGAAGAGGCCCAAGCCACCGCCGUUGGAGCAAAACAGCCUGUAGGUACUGGAAAGGGAAAUUCUCACCGAGCAACCCUGCAGGCAGAAUACCACCCUGUAACUGCGUCUGCAAACACCAGCCAUGGGUCGAAACAUCUCCUCAAUAUCAACCUGCCAGUCAAUUCCGGAAUACCAUGGAUCGAUACCAUUCACCUGAGCUCCGAGUUUGCGGAGCUUCUCCAGUAUAUAAAAAUAAACGUUCACGCUCGCAAUCUGUCGCCGACAUCGCUUUACAGCAAAGCAACCCAAAUCACCAAAGAGCUGCCGGAACUCCGACCACCCGAGGACUGGCAUUCACCCGCCAUGCCGCCAACAGCAAGCCUCAAUGGACAGCCGGCGCAUUGA
This is a messenger RNA of Exophiala bonariae, 483 nucleotides long. RefSeq lists its product as uncharacterized. The transcript has a single exon. NCBI's taxonomy places the organism in Eukaryota, Fungi, Ascomycota, Eurotiomycetes, Chaetothyriales, Herpotrichiellaceae. Bases 1 to 483 code for a protein of 160 amino acids. The record is from RefSeq and is a predicted model, not a curated record.